AGCUGUUAAUACAGUAAUUGUGAUGUCAGCGGAAGGUUCCGGAAAUGUGGAGAGAUAGGUCCGUCGUUAAACACAGACCGUCGACGCUGCGUACAGGCCUGUGAAAAUAAACAUUAAAUAUAUCGAUUUAAAAAGUUAUUUGAAAUCAUGCCACCGGGUAAGAAUUUUAGGAGAAAGAAAGAGGACUCAUCCGACGAGGAAGACGAUGAGACAAAAGCCGUGGUCAGGUCCAAACUGGAUGAAGCCAAGGAGCUUCAAAGUCUACGAAAAAGGCAGCAUGGAGUGAGCAUUGCAACGUUACUUGUGGGAGAGAAGCUUCCUUUGGAGGCUGAGCUUGAGGAUGACCCAUUUAAACUGAAGUCUGGAGGUGUUGUUGACAUGAAGAAAGUGAAAGACAGAAACCAAAACUUGACAGUCGAUGAAAAUGACCUGAAUCUUGGUACCUCGUUUUCUGCCGAGACUAACAGACGAGAUGAAGAUGCAGACAUGAUGAAGUACAUUGAGACUGAGUUAAAGAAAAAGAAAGGCAUGGUGGAGGCAGAGGAGCAGAAGGUGAAGGUGAAGAAUCCAGAGGACCUCCUGUAUGAGCUUCCAGAGAGCAUCCGUGUCAGUUCUGCCAAAAAGACAGAAGAGAUGUUGUCCAAUCAGAUGUUGAGUGGAAUUCCAGAGGUGGAUCUGGGGAUUGAUGCAAAGAUAAAGAACAUCAUCAGCACAGAAGAUGCCAAAGCAAAGCUGCUGGCUGAGCAGAGGAAUAAAAAGAAAGACAACGGAACCUCCUUCGUUCCCACUAACAUUGCUGUGAAUUACGUCCAGCAUAAUCGCUUCUAUCAUGAGGAUGUAAACGCUCCCCAGAGACGCCACAGAGAAGAGCCCAAAGCCAGGCCGCUACGAGUAGGAGACACUGAGAAUCCAGCACCUGAGUCCACACCACCCAAUUUCCGCAAGAGACCGAAUAACGAGAAGGCCACAGAUGACUACCACUAUGAGAAAUUCAAGAAGAUGAACCGACGAUACUAAUCCUCCACAUUUUUUAUAGUCAACUAGACGGCCAGUUUUUUCUUUCUGUAAACUGAAUGAUGUAAAUAUUUUUACUGUAUUUAAAGAAUGUCUCCAUAGCUUACAAUCAUAAACAUUUUACAAUAAAACUUCCCCCAAAA
This is a messenger RNA of Ctenopharyngodon idella (grass carp), 1157 nucleotides long. RefSeq names its product chromosome 5 C9orf78 homolog (gene c5h9orf78). Gene Ontology annotation, cellular component: spliceosomal complex. NCBI's taxonomy places the organism in Eukaryota, Metazoa, Chordata, Actinopteri, Cypriniformes, Xenocyprididae. The transcript has 9 exons. The record is from RefSeq and is a predicted model, not a curated record. Bases 148 to 1017 code for a protein of 289 amino acids. Gene Ontology annotation, biological process: mRNA splicing, via spliceosome.